Helianthus annuus (common sunflower) is the source of this 1287-nucleotide messenger RNA. RefSeq names its product retrovirus-related Pol polyprotein from transposon RE1. Lineage: Eukaryota; Viridiplantae; Streptophyta; Magnoliopsida; Asterales; Asteraceae. Bases 61 to 1092 code for a protein of 343 amino acids. The record is from RefSeq and is a predicted model, not a curated record. The transcript has 2 exons. Gene Ontology annotation, molecular function: nucleic acid binding; zinc ion binding.
AUCAGCCUAAUCGGUCCUUUCUUCUCUUCCUCUGCACCAAUUUUUCUUCCUCUUCAAGCCAUGUCAACCACUUCUUCCUCCUCUUCUUCCAACACCUCUGAUCUCAAACUUCCCAUGGCCACUAUUCUUCACAUGCUCACUAUCAAACUUUCUUCAACCAAUUACCUCUAUUGGCACAACCAAAUCAUUCCUCUCCUCGCGAAUCAGGGACUACUCGGCCACGUCGAUGGUUCCGUUUCUCAACCUCCGAAAACAAUUACCGCUGACUCCAAAGAGCAGCCUAACCCUGCCCACGCAGCCUGGUUCAUCGCUGACCAACAAGCUGUGCUUAUCCUCAACUCCUCAUUAACCGAGGAGGCCGUCGCCGAGAUACUCGGCUUAUCCACUGCUGCUCAAAUCUGGACCGCUCUCAAGGCGGCGUAUAGCAACACCUCCCUUGAACGGAUGCAUUUACUCCGUGAUAAUCUUCGUCAAUUAACCAAAGGUUCAUCCACCGUUGCUGAGUCCGGUCGCAAAUUUAAAGCCAUUUGCGAUCAGUUGUCGGCUAUCGGUCACCCCGUAAGCGACACCGACAAGACCCACCGGUUCCUUUGUGGACUUGGUUCCACUUUUGAAAGCUGGUCUACAGCCAUUCGCACCGCUCGCGACCCGCUCUCUUUCCGUGAUUUACUCACAAAAGCCGAAAGCCAAGAACAAUUCUUACACACUCUUCACCCGCCUACUCCUGCUCCGGUUGCAUUUGUUGCUCACCAGCCAAGAAAUCGGUCUCCCGGGUCUUCCACCAAUCGAUCUAGAUCUGGAUCCGCUUCCUAUUCUCGAGGACAGCAUCAACCGAACCCAUCCAAAGGCCCACGCAGACCACCACAUUGUCAAUUAUGUCGCACUAAUGGACAUUAUGCAAACAAGUGUCCCAAGCUAUCUUCUUUUGUGGCCUCUGCCUCGGGUGAUGAAGGACUUGCUCGUGCCUUCCAUGCCCAAUGCCAUGUUUCAGAAGAUGGCCCUGAUUGGACAGCCGAUACCGGCGCCGAUCUUCACAUGACCAAUGAUGCUGGACCGGAAAACAAGCCAACCUCUCGCUCAAGGUCGGUGUGAAAACGGUCUCUAUGUGCUUCGGGACAAGUCUUUUGCUUUUGUUGCUUCCACUUCGUCGAAUAAAGCCUCUUUUGAAUUAUGGCAUAAUCGUUUAGGGCAUGUUGCCUUUGAUACUAUUUCUGUUUUGAAAAGACUUGGUUAUUUAUCUUUUACUUCUAUUUUACCUAAGCCAAAUGUGUGUUCGCCAUGUCAACU